GUUGGAGGUUACCGAGUUAUCAACAGCACGUUGACGAUCAUCCCUCGAAGUUUGCAAGUCGUUGUAUGUUUGGUGUGCGUUCGUUGGGUAAGGCUGACGUUGCACAAUUUUAGUAGGGAUUACAGCAUCACUUGGCGGGGUACAUGUCGAAGUUGACUGGGCCGAUCAAUGAAUCCUAUGGCGAUGUUCGGUACAUGUGAGGGAGGUGCUUGAUUUCCCCACCCUCGUCUGAUGGAGGUACGCAGUGGGUAUUCUGAUAGCAGAUGUGUGAUAUAAUAAGUAUACUCGCUAUACUGUCGUCGAGUCGGUCUGAGCAAAAGUGAUCCUCGACAGUCAAUUCGAGUACAUCAGAAUACCAUUCAUCCGACCUCAACCAUGGCAACGACCAUAGCACCACCUCCAGCGACCGAGCACUUCACACUCGACACUCCCACCUCAACACCACUCAUCUUCGAACCCUUCACCCUCCCCUCCACCAACCAACGCAUUCUCGGGCCUCCCCAUCCCCCCAACACGGUCACUCCCCUCGCCCUCAAACCCUCCACCCCAACCUCCACACCUCCCACCCUCCCCACCGUCCUCUCCACCAUCCGCACCCUCCAAAAAUCCCACACCCUCACCCAGAAGCUCUCCCAACACGGCGCCCUCCUCUUCCGCGACCUCCCCAUCACCAACGCAACCACCUUCUCUCAAUUCGCCCACGCCUUCGGCUUCUCCCCGCACGAAAUCAUCGGCAUCGUCGUAGACCGACCCCUCCUAGCCCCCAACGUCGCGCCCGCGAACGAAGCGCCAAAGGACGUCCUCAUAUACAACCACAACGAGUCGCCGCAGGUGCCGCACGCACCGGGUUACAUCUUCUUCUACGCGCACCGGGCGCCCGAGGUCGGCGGCGAGACGCCGAUAUCGUCGUCGCUUGAACUGUUCCAGCGCGCGAGGGAGGAGCUGCCGGAGUUUGUGGAGGCGCUUGCGAGUAAGGGGAUCAGGAGUCGGGUUACGUAUAAGGUGGAUAGGCAGUAUGAGGGGGGUUCGACGCUAGCGCAGGCGUUUGGGAAGGAGAUUGUGGAGGGGGAUGAUGAGGUGACGAGGAGGGCGAAGAUCGAGAGGCAGAUUGCGAGGUAUGGACGUGGGGAGCAUACGACGUGGGAGUGGGAGGAUGGCGGCGAUACGCUGGUCGUGACGCAUCAUUUGCCGGCGAUUAGGACGCAGCUGGGGACGGGGCUGCCGACGCUGUUCACGGGACUCGCGGCAUAUUAUCAUAGGAGUGUUGCUGGGGCGGAGGGCGAGAAGAGGAGGAAUGUCACGCAGCAGCUUUAUGGGGAUGGGACGCCGAUUCCGGAGGAGUAUAUCAAGAAGUUGGCGGAGAUUACGGAGGAGAUUCGUGUGUUGCAUAAGUGGCAGAGAGGCGAUGUUUUGGUUUAUGACAAUGUGAUCGCACAGCAUGGUCGACAACCUUGGGGUGGAGAGCAGGGAGAUCGUGUCGUGCUUGCGAGUCUCUUUGAUGGCGAGGAGGUUCCUGGAAGAUAUGGUAGUGAAGGGAGUUGGGCACAAGUCGUGAAGGCUUUGGAUGACUAGCUGGUGGUUAUAUUGAUCA
Messenger RNA from Aaosphaeria arxii CBS 175.79, 1591 nucleotides. RefSeq names its product Clavaminate synthase-like protein. Lineage: Eukaryota; Fungi; Ascomycota; Dothideomycetes; Pleosporales. The transcript has a single exon. The record is from RefSeq and is a predicted model, not a curated record. Gene Ontology annotation, molecular function: oxidoreductase activity. The coding region runs from base 376 to 1572 and encodes 398 amino acids.